Messenger RNA from Penicillium psychrosexuale, 477 nucleotides. RefSeq names its product MGMT family protein. NCBI's taxonomy places the organism in Eukaryota, Fungi, Ascomycota, Eurotiomycetes, Eurotiales, Aspergillaceae. The transcript has a single exon. Gene Ontology annotation, biological process: DNA repair. Bases 1 to 477 code for a protein of 158 amino acids. The record is from RefSeq and is a predicted model, not a curated record. Gene Ontology annotation, molecular function: methylated-DNA-[protein]-cysteine S-methyltransferase activity.
AUGUCCCUCUCCGCCCAACCCGCAGAUCCAACCCCAGACCAGCAAGACCCCCAACCCCACAACUCCCUUCAACCCACACUACCCACAGCGCAAACCAAAAAAUAUCUCCACCGCAUAUCCCUGCACCCAACGCUAACCCCCUACCGCCGGCGCGUGUACCGCACGCUCCUCUCCGUCCCGCCGGGUCGGUGGACCACGUACUCGGCGAUGGCGACGUAUCUAGGCUCCAGUGCGCGGGCGGUCGGGAACGCGAUGCGCAGUAACCCCUUUGCGCCGGAGGUGCCGUGUCAUCGGGUUCUUGCAGCGGAUGGGUCGUUGGGUGGGUAUAAAGGGGAGUGGAAGGUUGAUGGGCAUAAAGGUGGUGGUGGGUUUUGCGAGGAGAAGAGGCUUAGGCUUGAGGAGGAGGGGGUUGUUUUUUUGGAUGGGAAGGUUAGGGGGAUUUGUUUUAAGGAGUUUGUGGAUUUGGGGGCUAAGUGA